Schistocerca gregaria is the source of this 1287-nucleotide messenger RNA. Its product is annotated as clavesin-1-like. Gene Ontology annotation, molecular function: phosphatidylinositol bisphosphate binding. The record is from RefSeq and is a predicted model, not a curated record. The transcript is spliced from 8 exons. Gene Ontology annotation, cellular component: membrane. The coding region runs from base 118 to 1191 and encodes 357 amino acids. Lineage: Eukaryota; Metazoa; Arthropoda; Insecta; Orthoptera; Acrididae.
UUCGCGUCGGUCCUAGAGAGAGAAGGUCGGGAUCUGCUGCUGAAUACACUUUGUGAGAACCAACAGUCGCAGGCAUUACUUGGUGCCCUUCGACAGCUCAUCCAGGGUCAACGUGCAAUGCAAAAUGAUGCGGCAGCCGACGCUCCACCGCUAAUGCAGCCACAACAAGCAGCUGCACCGACCAUCAGACCUUUUGAUGCUGCACUGGAAAGCUGGACGGAGUGGUCACGCCAAUUUGAAUUCCAUCUCGCAGCCUACAGAAUUCAAGCAAUGACAGACACCGACAACUUCUUUGGGAUCACGGCUGUGGAGGUGGCGUACGUCAGGAAGCAGCUGGGCACCAACGAGGAGGACAUCAAGACGACUGUCAAAUCACUCCGAGAGUGGCUCAGGAUGCAGCCACACUUACCCGACGCCGCAGAGGACUCCUUCGUUGAGCGGAUGUACAUCAACUGCAAGUGCAGCAUGGAGAGAGUCAAAGUAGGAUUAGAUGCGUACUUCUCCCUGAAACACAGAUUCCCCGAGUUAUUAAUGAACAGAGAUGUGGGAGGAAGCGACAUCCAGUUUGCAAUGAAGCAUGUCAAAAUGAUGACGCUGCCACGACUCACAAAGGAUGCAUAUCGCGUGCACGUCCUCACGGAAGUGGACGAAGACCCGACCACUAUAAUUUGGCCCCCAUAUGGUAAGAUACUGUCCAUCGGAAUGGAAGUUAUGUUGGUCGAAGACUACUCUGUUGGAGAUGUUCUCAUCAUCGACUUGGCCAAUGUGAAUGCUGGACACAUUGUGCGUGCAGAUAUCAACCUCAUCCACAAUCUUGAAGUCUGCUACAAGACUGCUUACUGCCGGAGGUUGAAAGGACUUCACUUGGUGAAUGCAUCGAAGAUCAUACAUUCAGUCAUGAAAAUAGUGAAGAUGGCGCUGUCUGAAAAGUUGCAAAAUAGGGUGUUCGCGCACCUUCCAGGAUCGACGACUCUGUUCGACUACGUGGAGCGUGACUGCGUACCAGACGAGCUGGGAGGCACUGCCGGACCUGUUGAUAACUUAGCCUACAUUCUUACGAAGAGGGCCAACCGCGAGUGGCUGCUAGAGAAGGACAAGUACGUGUCAGACGAGAGCAAACGCCCCGCCGAGAACCGCUAUGGUGACAUCUACGGCAUCGCCGGCUCGUUUAAAAAAUUAUGCGUGGACUGACACACAACUCUUCUUUUUAACACAGAGAUUCGACACUUUUAUACUCGUGUACAUGAUCACCUGUGGACAAAACACUGAAAUAAACUGUUCUCUACU